Dichotomopilus funicola is the source of this 1542-nucleotide messenger RNA. RefSeq lists its product as uncharacterized. The record is from RefSeq and is a predicted model, not a curated record. The transcript is spliced from 6 exons. NCBI's taxonomy places the organism in Eukaryota, Fungi, Ascomycota, Sordariomycetes, Sordariales, Chaetomiaceae. Bases 1 to 1542 code for a protein of 513 amino acids.
AUGCGCACCCGCAAAGAAAAACCCAUCUUCCGCAACCUGACCAUCACCGUAGCCGGCAGCCUCAUCGACCCCAACGGCGACGGCAGCACCCAAUGGACCGACAUCAACAUCGACCGCUGGGUGACGCUCCGCGGCGGCCGUUUUACCCGAGCCAUGACCGACGACGUGACACAUGUUGUGUGUACCGCCGAGGAGUUUGAGAGGAGGGGGUUGGUUGUCAAAGAAGCGCUCAAACGCCCCAAGACAUGCCAAAUUGUCACGCUGGAUUGGCUGGAGGAUUCAAUGCAUAAGCGGAAGCGCCUAGAUGAGGAACCGUAUUCGCAUCUGAGGGCGCUGCGGCGGGCGAGGGAGAGGGAGAGGAAGAGGUUGAUGGUGGUGAAGGGGUUGGAGAAGGCUGUUAAGCAGGUUAAUCCUAACCUGUAUCAUCUGUAUCGCGACCAUACGUUUUUCCAGUAUGAGGUGGUGAUUACCCGGGAUGAUGAGGAGGCGGGGAUACUGGGGGAGAGGUACAUUCUUUCGCUCUUCGAAUCCAACAACGCCAAACCCCGCCUCUACUGGUUCCUCGCCAAGUACUACAAGAAAAAAGGCGACACCCAAGCCAAGAUCCACCGACCCAGCCAUGCUCCGGGCCUGUUUGCCCGCGAGUUUGCCCUGUUUGAGUCCUUCUUCCGUAUCAAGACGGGGAUUCCCUGGGCGCAGCGUCUGCUGGGGGUAAAGGGUGGGGAGGAGAGGGAGAGGGUGUUCAGGUAUCAGCCGCCGACAGGCGGAAAACCUGUCGGUUGGGCCCCGGCUCAGUAUAUCCCAGCUGAGGAGAUGACUGAUGACUCGGUGGCUCCCCUUCCCGAGGGAUCCAACAAUCACACCGAUCCGCAGGAUGUGAAGAUGGCUGGGACUGAGACUGAGAUUAAGACUGAGACUGAGACUGCCCCCGCCACCGCUAUACAACUCCCUGGUCUAGUCAAAACUGAGCACGACGGGCAUGACAUCAACGAGUCCAACGAGUCCAAUGGAUCCAACACGGAUGUACCCACCACAGAAACCACAAUAACUUCCGGCAUCAGCACCCAACAAGUUUUCCCCUUCAUUGCUCAGGAAUCAACCCCGGCCCAGUAUAUCCCGGUCGAGGAAACGUCUGAAAUCACUGCCUCUCUCCUUACCCUAGGAUCUAACAAUCACAACGACCCCCAGGAUGCGGAGAUGGCUGGUAGUGAGGCUGAGACUGAAACUGCCCGCGCCGCCACGAUGGAACUUUCUAACCUAGUCAGAACUGAGCGUGGCGGGUAUGAUGCCAACGAGUCAGGCGCACACAACACGGAUCAUCAGCACCCAGGAGGAAGUCUCCCUCAUCCCUCAGGAAUCGACCCCGGCCCCGGCUUCAAUUAUGCCUUCGACUUCAACUCUACCUUCGACUUUACCCCCAGCGUCAACCUCGACUCCCUCUUCAGCUCCUCUCUAGUUUCAACUCCAGCAUCGACUCAGGCUCCAGCGCCUGCGCAGCAUCAAACACCCUCGCUCGUCAUGGCCCCCGACGCCUCGCUUUAG